AUGUCCUCCUUGAAACCGUAUUUACAAAAAAAUGUCAAGGUCAUCACAGUUGACGGCCGGCUAUUUUUAGGAAUGCUCGAAGGUUUUGAUAAUAAUACUAAUAUUGUUAUAUCAUCGGCAAAGGAGCGAGUAUUCUUUAAAGAUCGACCAACAGAAGACAUGGAAAUGGGAUUAUGCAUAGUAAGAGGAAAUGAGGUGGUAGCAAUAUGUGAUUACGAUGAGGAAGAGGAAGCGGUAACAGAUUAUACAAAUAUACACGCGGAAAAGCUCAAGGACACCAAGAAUUCGUUGAUGUGA
Molecule: messenger RNA, 297 nt
Organism: Brettanomyces bruxellensis
Lineage: Eukaryota; Fungi; Ascomycota; Pichiomycetes; Pichiales; Pichiaceae
Exons: 2
Coding region: 1-297 (98 amino acids)
Biological process (GO): mRNA splicing, via spliceosome
Cellular component (GO): precatalytic spliceosome; U6 snRNP; U4/U6 x U5 tri-snRNP complex
Molecular function (GO): RNA binding
Source: RefSeq, a predicted model, not a curated record